AUGGGCGAUGAUGCCAGCGGCGGCGGCGGAGGCGGCGGCGCUGGGGCGUCCGAGCCGUUGCUGAAGAGAGCGCGGUACCACCCCAACUGUCCCGGGUGCAGGGUGGACAGGAGGAAGGAGGAGAGGGAGGGGUUCCCCUUCACGGAGAUCUCCUGCUUGUGGCUCGUCACCAUCUGCUCCUCCUUGCCGAUACAGUCAUUGUUUCCAUUCUUGUACUUUAUGAUAAGGGACCUUCACAUUGCUAAAGAAGAAGAAGAUAUUGGAUUUUAUGCUGGUUUUGUUGGCGCUUCAUAUAUGCUUGGGAGAGCACUAACCUCUGUAAUAUGGGGAGUUGUGGCUGACAAGCACGGGAGGAAACCAGUUCUUGUAAUCACCCUUGUUUCCGUAAUUAUAUUCAAUACACUCUUUGGACUCAGCUCAAGUUACUGGAUGGCAUUAACCACAAGAGGUUUGCUUGGGUUGUUAUCUGGUAUGCUCGGACCAGUUAAGGUAUCAUGA
Molecule: messenger RNA, 498 nt
Organism: Lolium rigidum
Lineage: Eukaryota; Viridiplantae; Streptophyta; Magnoliopsida; Poales; Poaceae
Product: protein ZINC INDUCED FACILITATOR-LIKE 1-like
Exons: 6
Coding region: 1-498 (165 amino acids)
Biological process (GO): transmembrane transport
Molecular function (GO): transmembrane transporter activity
Source: RefSeq, a predicted model, not a curated record